UGUUAAACAUUGAGUUUAACAUUGCUUACAAUUGAUUGAUGAUCCAUCAUCAUAAUAUCCAGAUAGACAAUUACAUGUUUUAUUAUAAAAUACUCUAAAUGAAGUACUAACUAUAGGACAUGUUUUGCAAGAGUUAGAUCCUGAUGCAUUGCAAGAUAAACAAGAAUAAUGACAUUAUUUACAAAUUUCAACUCCAUCAUCAUAAUAUCCUUGUAUACAAUUACAUGAUAAUAAACUGCUAUCUAAAAUUCUUUUAGAAACAUCAGAACAGAGUUCACAAUUGGUUGAACUGCCCAUACAUUUAAAACAAGAGUAAUGGCAUUCUAUAAUGAC
Paramecium sonneborni is the source of this 333-nucleotide messenger RNA. Lineage: Eukaryota; Ciliophora; Oligohymenophorea; Peniculida; Parameciidae. The record is from the annotation of a GenBank genome assembly.